CUACGAGGAUGUGUCUGCAGAAGCAGACGUCUUCCGACACAGGAAGAGCUCCUCCUGAAAUAUUUCGCUGCUCAAAUACCCUUGAAUGAACCACGUGAGGCAGUUGAACACAAGCACAGUAAACAAUCGCAGUUUGCUGUACCAGCAUCGAACUGCACUGUAGCAGUUGGCUUCGGGAAAGUCACGGAUUGAUAGAAGCGCAGUGCGCAUACUACGUAUCUAUUUGGGGCAAAUAGGUCAGAGUACAAUGUCUGCCAAGUGUAAAUCUCUGUUUUUGCUACAUCGGUGUGCGACUGCAAGGCAUGUCACCUUGUUGACAAAGAGCUUAUCGCGGGUCACGACGCAGGACAAAGCGCUGACAGGUCUUGGGACAGAUAGGUGGACAAAUAUCCAGCAACACCAGUAUCAUAACUGGUCAUUUCCAGUCACGCCGUCCUUACACAUCUUUACCAAAACCCAGUCUGCGUUCAAAGUCAUCCAGCUUGGCCUCUGCACUAAGACAGGGCCGUCUGAUGACAGCGACUAUCCCCCGCUGCCAGUCUACUCGUUGGAGUCCGAAACUGCGAAAAAUGAGGUGUACAUCGUCCACGCUAAAGGUCUCCCGUGGGCAUGCACAGCUGAAGACGUGCUGCAGUUCUUCUCGGAAUGCAGGAUCCGUGACGGGGUGAAGGGCAUUCACCUGACGCUGAACAGACAGGGGAAGCCCAACGGACAGGCCUUUGUUGAGAUGGAGCAUGAAGAGGAUGUGAGCAAGGCCCUGGAGAAGCACAGACAGUACCUCGGCAUGCGCUAUGUUGAAGUGUACGAGGUGUCGGACGGCGAGGCGGAGACCAUCCUGAAGACGUCGGCCAGCCAGCCGGCGCCCAGCGUGGCGCCCAACGUGGCGAGCAGCGACGGCGUGGUGCGCAUAAGAGGGCUGCCCUUCAGCUCCAACGAGUACGACAUCCAGACGUUCUUCUCGGGGCUGGAUAUAGUGGAAGACGGAGUCACCAUCGUGCGAGACUUAAAGGGGAGGAACUCAGGCGAGGCCUUCGUGCGCUUCGCCUCCCAGGACAUGGCUGACGAAGCUCUGCAACGCGACAGAGGCCACAUAGGCAACAGGUACAUUGAGGUGUUUGCCAGCGCCAGCAGCCAGAUCCGCACCAGUUGGAGGAGCAAAGAAUGGGUCCAGAGCGACUCGUCUCCGUCUCACGACGGGCAGCCCCGACCCUCCCCUCCGUGGGCGGAGCACAACGCGGCCUCCAACCCGGCCACCACGUUACAUUACGUGCACAUGAGGGGCGUGCCCUUCCAUUCUACUGGACGAGACAUCGCCCACUUCUUCUCCCCGCUGGCCCUGUCCAAGAUCCUGGUUGAGUUUGGGCCGGACGGGCGGCCCAAGGGGGAGGCGGACGUGUUCUUCAGGUCCCACCAGGAUGCAGUGUCAGCCAUGUCCAGAGAUAGGCUGCAUAUGGGUGGGAGAUACAUCGAGUUGUUUCUCAACUCCACAAAUACUAACAUGAGUAAGUAG
Gadus macrocephalus (Pacific cod) is the source of this 1510-nucleotide messenger RNA. It is a transcript of the gene grsf1, whose product is annotated as G-rich RNA sequence binding factor 1. The transcript has 9 exons. Gene Ontology annotation, biological process: regulation of RNA splicing. The record is from RefSeq and is a predicted model, not a curated record. Gene Ontology annotation, cellular component: nucleoplasm; ribonucleoprotein complex. Lineage: Eukaryota; Metazoa; Chordata; Actinopteri; Gadiformes; Gadidae. Gene Ontology annotation, molecular function: RNA binding. Bases 248 to 1510 code for a protein of 420 amino acids.